GCACUGCACCAAAAGUUUCCCAGUAUACUGAAAUCUGAUUUUCGUUAUAGAUCGACGACAAAGCGAACAGCCCCCCACCACCGUACCAGGCUGUCAGCGACUCAUCACACCCCCCGAGCAAAAUGGAGAAGAAAAGCUUAUCAUCCACGAGCGGGGAUAAAAUCGCAUUAAAGGAUGUGACAGUGGAAACGCCCACUGGUGACUCAUCAAUUUCCUCCAAAAGUAAAAAAUGUUGUCGGGCACAAGUCUACUACAUCAGCAUAUGUGUGGUGCUCGGGGCAGGACUCAUCAGCGCUCUCAUAUACUUCAUACUUCUGCAUGUCAAUGCUGGUGAUCCGGACUCGUCCAAAUCAAUGGCCCUGGGUACUACUGACGCCAUGAGUGCAGGAGACCCAGAAGUUUGCUGCUUCAAUCCCUGUAUGAAUUCCGGAGGAUGUAGAGAGGCUAACGACACAAAUCCUGCUCCAUUUACCUGCCAAUGUACCGAGCUCUAUGAAGGGGUUAUCUGCGAAAAUCGGAUAUUCGUUGACAAGUGUGUUGACAACCCUUGUCAAAAUGGUGGUACCUGUAGUAAUAUAAACACGGAUCCGUUUUUCUCCUGUACCUGUACUAUGAGCCACACCGGCAAGAGUUGCGACCAGGAAAAGUCAUUUAACCAGGCAGUUCAUACAUCGGCAAAGUUGCCUUCCUGUACUUCUUCAUAUUGCAAAAAUGGCGGAACCUGUUCGUUGAGUCGGGGAAACCUCUACUGCGCUUGCGCAGACGGAUACACGGGGGACAGGUGUGAGGAAAUAGAAACUACGACAGCACCAACAACAACAACAGCCAGCGGAUCUUAAACUACUCUGACUUUGACAAAAGAUCGUUGAAGGCCCGGAUUCAACGGCGUUAGGUGUUCAUCGCCAUGACCACCCCCAGUUUCUGACAAAGCAGUUUCGACACUGAAGAAAUAGGAAACGUACCAUACUUACACGCGAUUUGAAGCAAAAUGACGA
Molecule: messenger RNA, 995 nt
Organism: Mizuhopecten yessoensis (Yesso scallop)
Lineage: Eukaryota; Metazoa; Mollusca; Bivalvia; Pectinida; Pectinidae
Product: delta-like protein 4
Exons: 10
Coding region: 123-839 (238 amino acids)
Biological process (GO): heterophilic cell-cell adhesion; establishment or maintenance of epithelial cell apical/basal polarity
Cellular component (GO): plasma membrane; protein-containing complex
Source: RefSeq, a predicted model, not a curated record